AUGUCCAGAAAGAGAGCUUCGCUUCUGACAAUCAAAUGCAUCACUUCUCUAUCAAAGGUAUGCUGUUCAAGUAACUCCUCUGAGUCUAUCGUUUUUUUGAAGAAUUUUAGCACUGCCACAGAAAGAUUUGAUUUUCAAAACUCUAAUGGGUAUCACGCACGGAACUCUAAUGAGCAUUACCAUGACCCAAAUGGGUCUUAUGGUUAUUACAACCAAAACUCUAGUGGAAACAGCUUAAACCCUAAUGGGGGUUUUAGGGAAAGCCCUAGAAAUGAUGUGUGGAACAACCCAAUUGGAAAAAAUGGGAACUUUAGUGGGUUUCAUGGGAAAAAUCAUGGAGAUUUUCAGCAUAACUUGAGUGGAGCUUCUUGGGAAAGAAGUAGGAGGCAGAAUCAGAGUAACCCAGUUGAGAAAAAUGGAAACUUCAGUGGUUAUUAUGAACGUAAUGAUGGGAAAUUUCAACAGAACUAUGGUGGGGUGGGGGGACAGGAUAGUCAAAAUGGGUUUAAUGUAGGACAUGGAAACUUGCAACUGAAUCAGAACCAGCCUGGGUAUAAUUCACAAUGUUUUUCAGAGUCACAAGGAAACCCGAAUAGAAAUUACACUAAAAAUGUUGAGAAAUUUCACGAUCAUCACAUGGGAAAUGGUGGACAGUACCAGCAGAACCAGUAUUUUGGACAAUACCAGCAGAAUUUGAAUGUUGAACAAUAUCAGCCUAACUGUAAUGCUUUUCAGAGAAGUAUGGAAGCUUCUCAAGCAUCAAACUAUGCUAAACCUGAAGGGGAUUCAGCUGGAUCUUCUGAAAGUAGCUUGACUAGAGGUUCUCUGGAGGAGCUGGAUGAGUUUUGCAAGGAUGGGAAAGUGAAGGAAGCUGUGGAAUUUUUGCAGUUGUUACAGAAGCAGAGUGUUCCUGUGGAUCUAUCACGCUAUUUGCAGUUGAUGCAGGCAUGUGGAGAGGCUGAAGCUCUAGAGGAAGCAAAAGUGAUUUACGACUGCAUUGUAAGAUCACAAUCUCCUCUAGAUGUUGGCACGCUUAAUAAGAUCUUAGAAAUGUACUCAAAAUGUGGUGCCAUGGAUGAAGCGUUUAGUGUAUUUGACAACAUGCAAGAGCGCAAUUUGACUUCAUGGUAUGUUAUGAUAACAUGGCUUGCUAAGAAUGGAUUUGGGGAGGAUGCCAUUGAUCUGUUUAAUCAGUUUAAGCAAGGAGGACUGAAACCUGAAGCAAAAAUUUUUGUUGGGUUGUUCUCUGCUUGUAAUGUCUUGGGUGACAUCAAUGAGGGAAUGCUGCACUUCGAGUCCAUGUGGAAAGAGUUCGGCAUUGUUCCAUCAAUUGAACACUAUGUGGGCAUUGUGGACAUGUUGGGAAGCAAUGGAUAUCUGGAUGAAGCCUUGGAAUUCAUUGAAAAGAUGCCAGUGGAGCCCAGUGUAGAUAUUUGGGAAACCUUAAUGAAUGUCUGCAGAGUUCAUGGGCACUUGGAGCUUGGAGAUCACUGUGCUGAGCUUAUUGAGCAAGUAGACCCCUCCCGCUUGAAUGAGCAAUCUAAGGCAGGGCUUGUACCAGUGAAAGCUUCAGACAUUGCAAAAGAGAAAAAGAAGAAGACAGAAAGUCUAAAUCUUUUAGAUGUUAGGAGCAAGGUUCAUGAAUAUCGAGCAGGGGAUACAUCUUUUCCUGACAGGGAUAGAGUUUAUGCGCUGCUCAGGGGUAUGAAGGCCCAAAUGAAAGAUGCUGGUUAUAUUCCAGCGACAAGAUUUGUGUUGCAUGACAUAGAUGAAGAAAGCAAGGAGGACGCUCUUCUUGCUCAUAGUGAGAGACUUGCUACUGCUCAUGGUCUUCUGACCACUGCUGUUCGCUCUCCUCUUCGAGUUGUCAAGAAUCUUCGUUUUUGUGGUGAUUGCCACAACGCGAUGAAGAUCAUCUCGAAGCUUGUUGGCAGACAACUCAUCAUGCGAGAUGCCAAGAGGUUCCAUCAUUUCAAAGAUGGGUUCUGCUCUUGUGGGGAUUAUUGGUGA
Molecule: messenger RNA, 2010 nt
Organism: Dovyalis caffra
Lineage: Eukaryota; Viridiplantae; Streptophyta; Magnoliopsida; Malpighiales; Salicaceae
Source: the annotation of a GenBank genome assembly